Molecule: messenger RNA, 1143 nt
Organism: Cydia splendana
Lineage: Eukaryota; Metazoa; Arthropoda; Insecta; Lepidoptera; Tortricidae
Product: nuclear migration protein nudC-like
Exons: 5
Coding region: 1-450 (149 amino acids)
Biological process (GO): protein folding
Cellular component (GO): cytoplasm
Source: RefSeq, a predicted model, not a curated record
AUGUUGCUUCGAGUCCCACUCCGGCAGGUGCUGAGACCCCGCGACCUCACCGUGGUGAUCUCCAAGAAGCAUCUGAAAGUGGGCAUCAAAGGUCAGCCGCUGAUCAUCGACGGGGAAUUAGACGCCGAAAUCAAGAUGGAGGAAUCCACGUGGGUGCUACAGGAUGGACGCAACCUGCUUGUCAAUUUGGAAAAGGUGAACAAAAUGAAUUGGUGGAGCAGAUUAGUCACGACGGAUCCUGAAAUUUCUACAAAGAAAAUCAACCCAGAGCCAUCGAAACUUUCUGAUCUGGACGGUGAGACUCGCGGGCUAGUCGAGAAGAUGAUGUAUGAUCAGAGACAGAAGGAAAUGGGGCUCCCCACCAGCGAUGAACAGAAGAAACAAGACGUGCUCAAAAAAUUCAUGGAACAACAUCCAGAGAUGGACUUCUCGAAGUGCAAAUUUAACUAAUUUAAGUUAAUAUUAUAGUGUCUUAUAAGCCGAUUUUGUAUUUUGGUUCGUCAUAAUAUAUGGCGCAUGGUUUACGCCAUACAUAAAAUUACAUACAAAGACUUUAUGUUUAGUUCCUUAUCGCAUUAAAAGUACUUUAUUGAAAUUAAAUGAUACUUAACUCAAUUUAAGAUUGUCCUAAUUGCUUGCUUGUAUUUGUCUUCGUUAGUUAUUUUUAGUAUUCAUUUGGAAUUAAACCACAAUAAGCAAUUACGAGAUUAUAUGUCAUUUUAAGAGUUUUAAUUUCCAACCGAAAAAAUCAUAAAACUUAAAUAGUUAAGGGUGGUUUCAAACAAGCGUUUUUUCCCGCGUGUAUAUGGUCGUUUCGGCAUUUCGCUACAUAAGCUACAUUUGGCCUGUAAGCGCCUACACGCGCUUCAAAAAACGAGCUUAUACGCGCGUAUAAAACGCUAGUCUUGAACCGCUCUAAGGGCCAUUUCAAUUACUAAAAUGUGCUAAACUUUGCCAUAUAAGCGGACUAAACUUAUCUGGUUCUAAUGUAAUGUAUUAAUGUAUUUAUACUUGCUAUUGUGUUAUAGUCAGUUUUAUUAUAAAUAUAUAUUUAGGGAACUAAAAUCUUUAGCAACUUAACCUAACAAAUAUGUUGUCAUUUCGAUUGAUACCGAUUACUUGAAAUAAACACUUCAAGAUACA